ACUGAUAAGAAUGAGCGGACCAAUUGUUUGUUUUGUAUUCCGCCAACGGCACGCAACGACUUUACUACGCUUGCGCGGUGGAAGGGAUAUAGUAAACUCAAUGAAUUUUUUUAAUCAGUAGGCGUUUCGUUUCGUUGUCGACAGUGUACCGUACGUUGAAGCGUAUAAAAUAAGUGUAAUCUCGCCUACACGCGAUUUAUAAAUAAACUUUUGUGUUGUGCACUGAUUGGAUUUGUUGAAAAUGGCCACUGCUCCCGUUAAGAAGGUCCCCAUACAUUUACAGAGCUCCCAGAACCGACUGCUGAUCAAGAAUGGGCGUGUCGUCAACGAUGACGGAAUGGAGGACGCUGAUGUCUACAUCGAGGAUGGCAUCAUCAAACAAGUGGGCCGCAAUCUCAUCAUCCCGGGCGGCACGCGCACCAUCGACGCGACGGGCAAGCUCGUGAUGCCGGGCGGCAUCGACCCGCACACGCACUUCGAGCUCGAGAUGAUGGGCGCCAAGACGGUCGACGACUUCUACAAGGGCACCCGAGCCGCUGUUGCGGGAGGCACCACGACAGUCAUCGACUUUGUGCUGCCUGAAAAGGGCCAAUCACUGGUCGAGGCGUACAACAAUUGGCGGCAGAAGGCCGAUGGCAAGGUGUGUUGCGACUACGGGCUCCACGUAGGCGUGACCUGGUGGUCGCCCUCUGUCCGCAAGGACAUGGAGAGGCUGGUCUCCGAGUUCGGCGUCAACUCCUUCAAGAUGUUCAUGGCGUACAAGGACGCCUGGAUGCUGGACGACUAUCAUCUCAUGUGCGCUAUGGAGGCCUGUGCUGAACUGAGGGCCUUGCCACAGAGCAAUGAUUUCGGCGUCAACUCCUUCAAGAUGUUCAUGGCGUACAAGGACGCCUGGAUGCUGGACGACUAUCAUCUCAUGUGCGCUAUGGAGGCCUGUGCUGAACUGAGGGCCUUGCCACAGAGCAAUGAUUUCGGCGUCAACUCCUUCAAGAUGUUCAUGGCGUACAAGGACGCCUGGAUGCUGGACGACUAUCAUCUCAUGUGCGCUAUGGAGGCCUGUGCUGAACUGAGGGCCUUGCCACAGAGCAAUGAUUUCGGCGUCAACUCCUUCAAGAUGUUCAUGGCGUACAAGGACGCCUGGAUGCUUGAUGACUAUCAUCUCAUGUGCGCUAUGGAGGCCUGUGCUGAACUGAGGGCUUUGCCACAGGUGCACGCAGAGAACGGGCACAUCAUAGCUCGUAAUACGGAGAAGCUUCUAGUGUCUGGUGUUACCGGCCCUGAAGGACACGAGCGAUCUAGAGAUGAGGAGGUUGAAGGGGAGGCGGUCAAUCGCGCCUGCGUUAUUGCCAACCAGGUCAACUCGCCGCUGUACAUCGUUCACAUGAUGUCAAAAAGCGCUGUAAGGGCGUUACAACAAGCCCGCGCCCGCCAGCGACAACCUCUGUAUGGAGAGACCCUAGCCGCCACCGUCGGCACUGACGGGUCGCACUACCGCAACUCGUGCUUCCGACACGCGGCCGCGCACGUGCUGUCCCCCCCGCUGCGGCCCGACCCCUCCACCCCGCAGGCCAUCGUGGAGGCCCUCGCCGAGUGA
Messenger RNA from Cydia amplana, 1594 nucleotides. Its product is annotated as dihydropyrimidinase-like. Lineage: Eukaryota; Metazoa; Arthropoda; Insecta; Lepidoptera; Tortricidae. Gene Ontology annotation, biological process: pyrimidine nucleobase catabolic process. Bases 242 to 1594 code for a protein of 450 amino acids. The record is from RefSeq and is a predicted model, not a curated record. Gene Ontology annotation, molecular function: dihydropyrimidinase activity. The transcript is spliced from 12 exons.